This is a messenger RNA of Marasmius oreades (fairy-ring Marasmius), 1485 nucleotides long. RefSeq lists its product as uncharacterized. The record is from RefSeq and is a predicted model, not a curated record. Gene Ontology annotation, molecular function: phosphatase activity. NCBI's taxonomy places the organism in Eukaryota, Fungi, Basidiomycota, Agaricomycetes, Agaricales, Marasmiaceae. Bases 61 to 858 code for a protein of 265 amino acids. The transcript is spliced from 2 exons. Gene Ontology annotation, biological process: dephosphorylation.
AAAAGGGACGCUCGGUCGCUGGUUUUUCGACCCCCCCCCUCUUUUUACGAAGCCACCAACAUGCCACUACCUUCAACCUCAUCGUCUGGCUCGUUCUCUGACAUAUCCUCUUCAUUGCCUAACGUCGUUGCAUCGUCUCCAAAGCGCCUUUCAUCAUCCUCAGCAACGUCAUCCGCAAACGACAAACUCCUCCUUACCGUCGUCGCCACUCCCACCAAACGACCCCGACCUAUACCUAAUUCUUAUUGGGCCACACCUCUGCUUCUCGCUUGCGAGUACCCAUGGACGCCCAAAAACCCUUACAAACCCAAAUUGGACGCUCUCCUUCUCGCAGGGGUCAGAACAUUCAUCGACCUUACAGAAUCCGGUGAAUUGUCACCGUAUUACACCGAGCUCAGUAACAACAAUGUCCUCUACCACCGAGCUGCGCGUCUCGGUAUUCCUCCAUCUGAAAUCCAAUACCACCGCUUCCCCAUCCGAGACCGGUCUUUACCCUCGUCCUUUGCAUUACUCCACUCUAUCCUUUCCUGUCUUUCGGAAAACUCCAAGGCCGGCCGAAUUUCCGCUGUUCAUUGUCGUGGUGGAAUUGGUCGUACGGGGAUGGUUAUUGGAUGCUGGCUCGUCCAGAGUGGUGUUGCGAGAGAUGGGGAGGGAGCGUUGGAGAUUAUUAGUAGGGAGUGGAGAGGGGUGGAGAAGUGUAAGCGGUAUCCAUGUAGCCCUGAGACUGGUGAGCAGGAGGAGUAUGUGAGGGGAUUCAAGAAGGAGGUCUGUGAUGGGCUUGCUGGGGCGGUUGACCUCGUUGUUGUUAGUCGACGUAGCAUGGGUCAGGAUCUCCGGCUUUCUCAUGGCACUAUCUGAUUAUGCAAAGGCCGAGGAGUGCACGUUCCAAGCUAAACCUUUUGCAUACGCAUCGAGGACCGCAUUACCACUUGAUAUCAUUCCUUAUUAUCGUCGGAGAGUGUCUUGGCUGAUUUGUGGGCUUUUCUUUCUCUGGGUAAGGCUUCUUAUCGCAACCAACACGUCUUUCUUUUUUCACGCAUACUUCGAUACCAUCAUUUUUUUCCACUCACUCUACAUAUUAUUUAUUUCAUAUGGACCACUCUUGGAAGACUCUGGCGUCGUCAGCUUUCCUACCAACUUCGAUCCCUAGUUGAUGAAGGACACUCAGUUGCGCAACUCUCCCUUUCUUUCGAGUAAAAUCUCUGCUUACGCAUCAUCGUCAUGACUACGUACGAUUACACUAUACUACUUAUAGCUGCUGGAACAUCUUGGAUAUCUCUUUUUGGUCUCUAUGUUUGCGACGGCUCGAUUUGCUUCUCAUGAUCAUUGUUUGUAUCGGUAGAUCUGUACGAAUUCCAUCGUCUGACUGUUUAGGAUUUUAUCUUUGUGCGUGGCUCUCCUGGACGUUACUGUAUUGCAUGUAUGUUCUAUUGCCUCGCAAUUCGUAUACAACUUGAAGUAUGGCUUUCCUACAUUUUAGCGUGC